UAUAUACCAAAUAACUGUGUGCACUUUUGUGUAUACAUCUUGGCAUACACACACACAAACACACACACACACUCACACUCACACACACACACACACACACACACACAUACUGUACUCAUGUUAUUUUUUUUGCAUACAAACCAGGUUUUAUUUGUUGUAAAAUGAUGGGAUAUUGAUGGUUCAUUGAUGGAACAUGGAAUGUUGUACCACAUUUCUUGACAGGCGAUUCAGCAGACUUCACACGUAAAUGCAUAUGACGCACCAUGUGGCUGUAUUUACUUUAGAUGAAUAGACACCACCAUUGUGACAGCCGGGUAUUGGACUGUGCCUACAUAUAGUUAUAUGUUCUAAACACGGCAAACACUGCUGUAGGUAAUUAGCUGCACAUGUUACCGGACGUUCGUGAAUGCUAUUUCGUGGUAAAUGCGCAAACAUCAGUCAACAGCAAAAUGUUACUUCGGCGUAGGCCUAGUUGUAAGUUUACUGUAGCAUCCUUACUGUGUUUAACGUUCCUGUAUAUGUUUUAUCGUCAACAUAUGAUUGGUAGUAUCCACAAAAUAGGAUUUCAUGGAGAGGUGAAAAGGUGGUUUGGUGACCCCGGUGUACUGUCUGCCUCUAAUAGGAAGAUAUCUGACUUACUUGUGAUAGGCUAUCUAAGAGGAGGUACUACAUUGAUGGGUGAACUUUUGGCACUUCGAAAUGAUACUUUCUAUGUCUAUGAACCUCUUCACAAGUUUGGGGAUUUUAGGUACUUUAAGCCAGGUUACGAGUGCAGUAUGAACAAUGAAACCUGCAGGAAGUCUAACCGGACUGAUGGCCAAGUACUCGAUGUCAUUCGGGCAAUAUACAACUGUGACUAUAGCCACUUCCAGGACCAAUUACGAACCUUUCAGCACCUGAAAUCUCGAGGCAUAGAAUCUCUUAAUGAUCAAAAAUGGAAAAUGUCAUUCCCAGAAUGUCAAGGAAAGUGGAAUGGUUGUCCAAAGAAGUAUCUAAGUCAAUGUUCAAAGCGCAAAUCCAUAGUGAGCAAAGUUCCAAGACUUAGUCUCAGUCUAGCAUCAACGCUUUUGGACACGAUAUCGCACUUAAAAAUCAUCCAUCUAUUGAGAGAUCCAAGAGCUAUAAUGAACUCAAGGACAAACCUUAAAUGGACACCUGUCCCUGGUGGCGCGUUGUCAUUGUGUAACAAAAUGACAGAUGACUAUCUUGAAUCAGUAAAACUGAAAACAAAAUAUCCCGGAAGAUUGUACACUGUUUUCUAUGAGGAUUUGGCGACACAUCCACUAGAAACAUUCAAGAACAUUUUCAACUUUGCAGGUUACAAAAUUAGUGCAAAUGAUCACCUCCACCUUGCUCAAAGAACUGCAUCAUCGAAAAGAUCUUCCCCCGGCAACACAUAUUGUAGAAACUCUUCAAGCGUCGCAUUUGCUUGGAAAAAUAGAAUAAAUAAUAUUGUCCUGAACGAAACUAACAAAGCGUGCUCUAAUUUGUAUCGUCUUCUUGGAUACCCACAAUAAGCUUAUUCAGUUUACGUUAGAACACCAGUAUUCCGAACAAAAUGAAACCUGACGGAAGACUAUUGUUGUUGAAGCAUAUUAAUUUGCAUUUAUUGAUGCUUGUACCAUAACUCAGAAUGGAAUGACAGAAUUUGUUAUUCAAAUAUUUGAAGAUCAUGACCGACUUGACCUGAGUUCUACAGGUAUAUCGGCUAAAUGUGGAUUAGAAAACCAUGUUAUUGAACUAGCAACAUUGAAAAGAUUACAACAGGGACUCAACUUGCUGGUUACUAAGAGGAUAUUCGUAACGAGAAUAAGACACCUUUUUAAUAUGGAGAGAGAAUUUUCGCGUAAGAAUCGGAAAACAAGGGAUUUGGUCUUACUGUAGGGAAACUGAAGCAACAGUUGAAUAAACUGCAAGACCCCCAGAGGGCCUUACAGAGUAUGCUCACUUAUAUAGAGCAGCAAUGCAUGUUUGUGAAUGAUCAUUUGAACAUAUAGAACACAGGCUAGGACAAUUCUCAAAGAUAAAGCCACGGAACGUCUUUGCUAAGUUUGUGAGGAGACGAAAGAGACAGAUUAUCAAAUCCAGAGGAAAUCUGAAGGGUACGAAAUAUUCGGUGUUUGAGGACUUGACAAGACUUAUUUAAAAGCUACAGCCUGGUUGGAUCGUUUGUAAGAGGAAUGUUACCGUCAGAUGACACGCGUCAUUAAUAGCUACAAAACAACUUAAAUGACAGACUUCUUCAACUUUUGUCUGAUUUUGUUGUGCAUUUUAUCUUGUUUUAAAACCUGAGUUUCCCCAUGAUAAUACAUAUAUAGAUAUUAACAAUAUAAAAGCAAAAGGUAAGGUGUUAGAUGUCAAUGCUAAUUUUUAACCUAGACAUUUUCUAUUAAAAAUUACAGACCAAGAUCACUUUUGAAUAAUGUGUUCAUAUUUGCUUCAGGUACGAAAAAAAACCGCCGCUACAAACUGUUAGGCUAUCUGAAAGCUGUUAGUCGUUCCCCCAUAAAAUAUGAGUCACCAUAGCCACUUUCAAUACUCAAAUUGACUUGCAUCUCCUACCUUUAAAGAGGCUUUUUAGUCAAAUGACAACCUGAAAAUCGAACCGAUUCUGAAAAAGAUACAUAUAUUAACGAAACUUAACGUAGCUGAUUAAUGACAAAGUCUGAAACUAACGCCCAGUGUGAUCAGCGUCAUCUUUCGGGACAGCCGGUGUUAAAAAAAGCCUAGACCGAAAUAAUGCAAUAUCCGGGCCUUUCAGUGAGAAUAAACAUGAACAGUACCACACUGUCGACCGACAACACAGUGUCAUUUGAGAGUUUGAGGUCACACAUAACACAUUCUUGUCGCUUUGAAUUUACAUAAUACACAGC
Mizuhopecten yessoensis (Yesso scallop) is the source of this 2873-nucleotide messenger RNA. Its product is annotated as carbohydrate sulfotransferase 2-like. Gene Ontology annotation, biological process: N-acetylglucosamine metabolic process; sulfur compound metabolic process. The record is from RefSeq and is a predicted model, not a curated record. Gene Ontology annotation, molecular function: N-acetylglucosamine 6-O-sulfotransferase activity. Bases 387 to 1517 code for a protein of 376 amino acids. NCBI's taxonomy places the organism in Eukaryota, Metazoa, Mollusca, Bivalvia, Pectinida, Pectinidae. The transcript has 3 exons.